CUCAAGGUCGUUCACUCCUACAACGUCACACCCACUCCAGGUCGAGAGUGCUCGAGGUCAUAUAUGCUCAAGGUCACACUUCAAGGUCACUCGGAAACUCAAGGUCACUCGGAAACGCAAGGUCACAUUUCAAGGUCACUCGAAAACUCAAGGUCACACUUCAAGAGGUCCCACCCACUUCAGGUCGAGAGUGUUCGAGGUCAUAUGUGCUCAAGGUCACACUUCAAGGUCACUCGGAAACUCAAGGUCACAAUUCAAGGUCAAUAG
This is a messenger RNA of Acanthoscelides obtectus, 267 nucleotides long. The record is from the annotation of a GenBank genome assembly. NCBI's taxonomy places the organism in Eukaryota, Metazoa, Arthropoda, Insecta, Coleoptera, Chrysomelidae.